AGCGAUAGCAGGGAUUUGGAAUGUAACUGAGCCGGCUUGGGGAAGCCACUCAAGACGCCUUUUAAUUCGUACAAAAUUCAAAGUUAAGAACCAUGGUGAUCGGCAGGUUCCCAGUGGGAAAACUUUUAGUUUUUGGCAUGAAACGGGUUAGCAAGCCGUUUGGCGAUCUCCUGAUGUGGAUGGGCAAGCACCAUCCCUUCAUCCGGAACUACGUCAUCAUUCCGCCAGCCCAGCUCUACAAUACCUUCGAGGUGCGUUCCAAGCUGAGGAUGCUUCGUCUGAAACAGCCCAGGCGGAUUCCACGUCUCACGCCUCCAAUUGCCACCAGGUUGGGCGCGGAUAUGCUGAGCGAGGCUUUUGUUUUCUCCAUUGGUCUCGGUCUUCUAUACUACGAGAUUUCUAAAACUUAUACUAAAAAUCAAAAGCAAGACCAGGAAAUUGAGGAUCAGAAAAGAGCUCUAGAUGAAUGUGUUGACUGUAUCAGUAAGGAUGUGGAGCGGCAGCAAAAGGAUAUCAACUGGAUUAGGGCAGCCCUGAAUGUAUGAAAAAUAAGGCAGUUUUUAUUAACUUUGUAACGAAUGUAAAAAAUCAAAUAUCCCCAUGGAUAAUAUGGAUGUGUCUUGGCAAGAAAUAAAAAUAUUACAUAGUCUUUCCAUCUUAA
Molecule: messenger RNA, 661 nt
Organism: Drosophila biarmipes
Lineage: Eukaryota; Metazoa; Arthropoda; Insecta; Diptera; Drosophilidae
Product: putative OPA3-like protein CG43998
Exons: 2
Coding region: 93-545 (150 amino acids)
Biological process (GO): regulation of lipid metabolic process
Cellular component (GO): mitochondrion
Source: RefSeq, a predicted model, not a curated record